Messenger RNA from Bathycoccus prasinos, 1848 nucleotides. RefSeq lists its product with no specific name. The record is from RefSeq and is a predicted model, not a curated record. Lineage: Eukaryota; Viridiplantae; Chlorophyta; Mamiellophyceae; Mamiellales; Bathycoccaceae. Bases 1 to 1848 code for a protein of 615 amino acids. Gene Ontology annotation, molecular function: protein binding; tRNA (guanine(46)-N7)-methyltransferase activity. Gene Ontology annotation, biological process: tRNA modification. The transcript has a single exon.
AUGGCGGCGAAGCGAAAGAACGAGGAAAGCCGCGAAGUCAGCGACACAAGAGAGAACUAUAAGAAGAAAUCAUCUAACGGUGUCGUUGUUGGUGGGGACUUUGCGCGUUUCGUCGCAGAGCAACAACAAAAAGACACGUCUAAGGAAGAGCAUUUGUCAUCGCUGAAUGAGUUACAACCGACGCCGUAUUCGCAGCUUGCCAAGCUAGACGAAGGAAUGAAUCGAUGUUUCAGAGCAAAUAGAAAACGGUCUCGCGAUGCGCAGACUCUUUUAAAGCGAGCGAAGAAAUUGAAAGAGGUGAAAUUCUUUAACCGUCUUAUCAGAGACUUUGGAAACGACAAGCAGUUUGGGUUCGCGGAAGAGGCGUUUCGGAUACUCGAGAAAGAGUGCAACAUCGAACCAAACGCAUACUCUUACACGAAUUUACUGAACGCGUGCGUUCGAGUUGGCGAGUUAAAACGAGCUAGAGAAGUUUUUCAGAAGAUGGAGCGCGACUGCGAUGAAAAACCAAACGAGGUCACGUGUACCGUCUUCAUCAAGGGACUAUGUGAGGAAGGAUUGAUAGAUGAAGCUUUAGAAUUAGUGAAAGAUAUGGUUCGCGGUAGUGCAAGCCGUCCACGAGCGAACGUGCGGACGUUUUCAACUAUUUUGAGGAAUUGCGUGAGAUAUCGCGAUGUCCAUUCAGCGGAAGCAACAUUUUCUUUGAUGCGAGAAUGUUUUGACGUAUUACCAGACGCGGCGUGUUACGAGUAUCUAUCGAAGUCGUACGCGUCAAGACUAGACGUAGAAAAAGCAGAAAAGACACUGAAUGAAUUAGAAUUACAACAAGAUGAGAACGGAAAGGUGUUGAACAUUCCAGCGUCAGCGCUCGCUUCUUUAGCCGGUGUCGCGGCGACGGUAGGGAAAGUCGACGUCGCAAAAAGAGCAAUAGCGAAGUGCAGAGAGAGAGCAGACGAAGAGCAACGGAACGCCGAGCAGUUUAGUAGCAACGCGAAUAGCAGCAGCGAAAAAGAUAGAAGUAACAACCAAAAACCGAACGACGACUCAACAACGCCGAGUAAAUCAGUUUCGAACUUUUUCAAAGCGAGAGCGUCGGACGCUCUUCGAGAGAUUGUCGAAAUAGAAGCGUUCCUUUCAAGCGAUGACGAUGUGAUUAGACAAGAAGCGAAGCAGCGAGCAGAAGCGUUUGGUGUAGAUGAGACCGAUGAUAUUGUCUUUGUUCACAAGCAAAGAGAACUUGCCGAAACUCCUGCUAUAGAAAAGUUUUGGGCGUCGAGAUACGAAAGGAAAGGAAAAGCUUUCAUGAAAGCAAAGCUAGAAGUGUGCUCUGGCCACGGAGAUUGGAUCACGUCGCGGUGUGCGAAAGAAAAAGAGACGACAGAGUGGUUUGGUAUUGAAAUGCGAGAGAAUCGCGUUGCGUUGACGUGGAUUAAAAGUUUGCGACUCGGCGUUCGCAAUCUCACGAUGCUCUGUGGAUUAGCCCACGAGUGCAUGCGGAAGCAAAUACCAAACGAAGUGCUCGAUGAAAUAUACGUAAACUUUCCGGAUCCGCCCGAGUGGAAUGGGAGCGCCAAUUGUCUCGUCGAUGGUGCUUUUUUGGUUGAAUCUCACCGCACGUUGAAAACCGGUGCGUAUCUAAUUUUAGUGACGGACGAUCCGGGGUACGCGAUGCGAAUGUGUCGAGAACUCUCCGUCGUCCCGCACUUGUUCGAACCAACCGCUACGGAUGGGAAACCGUUCGAAAACAGAUUGCCGGCUGAUUACGGGUUCUCUUAUUUCAACGCGCUUUGGACGAACGGGAACUUGAAUGACCGAUACUACAUAAAGUACCAGAAGCGCAAUAUAUAA